AUGUUUCCCAUUGCCUUCGCUUUUCUUCUCGCUCCCAUUCUCGCCCAAGCUGCUACGUUCACUGGCUGCAUGACAGGCUCCAUUCCUCAUAAAUCAAAAUCACACGUUGAAUUGCCUAAUGUGGAAGGCACCGAUUGUAUUGAUCAAUGUACCGCCCGUGGCUUUGAAUACUCAUUCUCAUACUUUCAUGAUGUUGACGCCAUUCAUUAUUGUCAUUGUGAUUCAUCUGCCACACUGAGCGAACAUAAAGAUUACCUUCAACCAGCCUACGAAGGCGAAAGGUGUUACGAGAAUGACGCUACUGUCUACCACCUUCAUACAGAGCUUACGUUCACUCAUUGCGCCAAUUCUCUUGCAUCCGAACAUACCAUCCUUGGAUUGAUCGUGGAUACUCCUGCGCAAUGUUUCGAGCAUUGUUCUUCCACCGGUGCAUACUUACUUGCCCCACCUACGGGCGUCAAAGGUGGUCAAUAUGAAUGUUUCUGCCAACAACCUGAAAUUCAAGAAGUCGGCAUAAGCUCUUUCUGUGACUCAGCUGCUUACAGAAGAUUCGAUGCGCCGGUCAAAUCUAACCGUAACAGACUCACUUUCCAAUCUGCCGGAAACGACGUUCAAAAGACUAUGACUAUAUAA
This is a messenger RNA of Kwoniella shivajii, 633 nucleotides long. RefSeq lists its product as uncharacterized. The record is from RefSeq and is a predicted model, not a curated record. Bases 1 to 633 code for a protein of 210 amino acids. NCBI's taxonomy places the organism in Eukaryota, Fungi, Basidiomycota, Tremellomycetes, Tremellales, Cryptococcaceae. The transcript is spliced from 3 exons.